AAAACGGGUGAAGCAUUCAUCUGUUGAGACUCACUUUCCAGGGCUCUUACUAAGUCGAGAGGAGAAAGAAAGGGGGAGAAAAAGAAGUAUGUCUUCAAUGAACUCGUCUGCAUCCCAUCACACAGAGAGAGGAUGUUUCAAAAAUUCCCAAGUGCUCUCAUGGACCCUGGCCGGGGCCUCCAUCCUGUUUCUCAGUGUCUGUUUCAUCACCAGAUGUGUUGUAACCUAUCGCAGCUGUCUAAUGUACGAGCAGAGACAGUUACAGUCACACGAAACAGUCAAGGAGCUGUCCUGCUCCAGUGUCACAUCAGGUUCCGUCAAGAACUGCUGUCCUUUGAACUGGAAACAUUUUCAGUCGAGUUGUUACUUUUUCUCCACGACCACCCUGACCUGGCCAUCAAGUUUAAAGAAUUGCUCAGAAAUGGGGGCUCACCUGGUGGUUAUCAACACACCAGAAGAGCAGGAAUUCCUUUUUCAUACAAAACCCAAGAAGAAAGAGUUUUACAUUGGACUGACAGACCAAGUGGUGGAGGGUCAGUGGCAAUGGGUUGAUGACACACCUUUCACAGAGAACCUGAGUUUCUGGGAUGCUGGAGAGCCUAACAAUAUAGUUCAUGUGGAGGACUGUGCCACCAUAAGGGACUCUGGAAAUCCCAGGAAGAAUUGGAAUGAUAUACCGUGUUUUUACAGCAUGCCUUGGAUUUGUGAAAUUCCAGAAAUAAGUCCUUCAAACUAAAUGCAAAUGAACACGGGAGACAUGAUUUAAAUGCGUGAGGAGAAACAGGAAUGUAACAACACCCAAAAUCCAACAUGGGAAAACAUCCAUUAUGGACCAUAAGGACCACUUAUGUGUGUGUUACUCUAAGUAAAAGUGACUUGUUCCAUUGUUAAAAUCCCUAGUACUGACCGAUGUUCUCACCAUAACC
Molecule: messenger RNA, 926 nt
Organism: Peromyscus eremicus (cactus mouse)
Lineage: Eukaryota; Metazoa; Chordata; Mammalia; Rodentia; Cricetidae
Gene: Clec4e
Product: C-type lectin domain family 4 member E
Exons: 6
Coding region: 89-736 (215 amino acids)
Source: RefSeq, a predicted model, not a curated record